CAAGGGUGUGUUCUGAGUCAGCUUCGGCAACGGUUCCUAGCGGCAGCACCAAACAAGUCGAGUCGACGCAAGCUGCAUUGCUUUCUCAAUAUAAAUAAGUUUAAUUCGAGACGUCAUCUUACUCUCACCUGAAAACCAUUCAUUCAUUGAUCAAACUCCCAAAACAAUGGCUUCUUUCAAUCUCUCUUAUUCUUCCUCACCAGCCCUCUCAUGUCCCCGGGCGAGCAAACAAUUCAAAUUAUUCAAUGAUGUGCCUUUUGUCCGAAUGAAUUCUAAAUUUCCCUCAAGUGACAAUGCUAUUGGGAGAAUUAAAGCUAAGUUGAUCUCUGGAGGGGGUGAUCUACUUUCCUAUCCAAAUGGCAAUGGCAUUGUGAUAGGUAAAAAUCUGGUUGGUGAUGAAUCUGUUCGAAUUGAGGUACAGCCGAAUAGAACACUGGCAGCAGACACAGGGCUAACAAGCAAUGUUUUCUCUAUUGACAACGAUGAAUUUGAUUUGGACAGCCCCACAGCAGGUUUUGCUUCCAUUUCUGAGGCAAUUGAAGACAUUCGCCAGGGAAAGAUGGUAGUGGUUGUGGACGAUGAAGAUCGAGAAAAUGAAGGAGACUUGAUAAUGGCAGCACAGUUGGCAACACCCGAGGCAAUGGCUUUUAUUGUAAAACAUGGAACUGGUAUAGUUUGUGUAAGCAUGAAAGAGGAAGAUCUGGAUAGAUUGGAACUUCCUUUGAUGGUGAAUAGUAAGGCUAAUGAUGAGAAACUUCGUACAGCAUUUACUGUGACAGUGGAUGCUAAACAUGGUACAACCACUGGGGUGUCAGCUCACGAUAGGGCAACAACAGUCUUGGCCCUUGCGUCUAGAGAUUCUACUCCAGGCGAUUUCAACCGGCCAGGCCAUAUUUUCCCACUAAAAUACAGGGAAGGUGGUGUCUUGAAGAGAGCUGGACAUACAGAAGCUUCUGCUGAUCUUGCUGUACUUGCUGGCUUGGAUCCAGUGGCAGUUCUGUGUGAGAUUGUAGAUGAUGAUGGUUCCAUGGCUAGACUGCCAAAGCUUCGCCAGUUUGCAGAGCGUGAAAAUUUAAAAAUUGUAUCUAUUGCUGACUUAAUAAGAUAUAGAAGAAAAAGAGAUAAGUUAGUGGAUCGCUCUUCUGCUGCACGGAUACCUACAACGUGGGGACCAUUCACAGCUUACUGUUACAGAUCACUUUUAGAUGGGAUUGAGCAUAUUGCCAUGGUUAAGGGUGACAUUGGAGACGGACAAGAUGUUCUUGUGAGAGUACACUCAGAGUGUCUGACAGGAGACAUAUUUGGAUCUGCCAGAUGUGACUGUGGAAAUCAGCUUGCACUUGCGAUGCAACAGAUUGAGGCUGCUGGUAGGGGUGUGCUGGUAUAUCUCCGUGGACACGAAGGAAGGGGCAUUGGAUUGGGUCACAAGCUUCGUGCUUAUAACCUACAGGACGAUGGACGAGAUACUGUUGAAGCCAAUGAGGAGUUGGGAUUGCCAGUUGACUCCAGGGAGUAUGGCAUUGGCGCACAGAUGUUGAGAGACUUGGGUGUACGAUCUAUGAAGCUGAUGACAAACAAUCCAGCAAAAUAUAUUGGGCUCAAAGGUUAUGGUUUGACAGUUUCGGGUAGGAUCCCAUUGUUAACUCUUAUCACUUCGGAGAACAAGAGAUAUUUAGAGACCAAACGUGUGAAAAUGGGUCACAUAUACGCCAUGGAAUUUAACGGCCAAUUGAGCACUCAUGACAGUGGUAAUGAUAAUGCCACCAGGGUUGAUGACUCUAAUACAGUUACUGGUUUAUAAACAUCCUUUUUAUAACUAGAUACCUGGGUCGGACACAUAUGAAGAACUAGAUUUCCAUACUGCUGAUGAAUACACAAAGUUAUAGAUUAUAGAAACCAUUAUUCUAUUUGUGAUUUGAUUUUUCUUAUUCAUUUGUCUGAUAAUCUUCAGGCAGGCAGGCUCUACCAAAAAUGUUCAUCUUGAUUCUUGAAACAUAGUGCCAUGACAAGGGCAUUGCUAUUUCAGGGUUAUUUUUUCUUUGGUGCCUUUUAGAGGUUCAUCAUUUCUGGACUCUGGAAGUCAUUGGCCCUAGUUUCUUCAUUCUUUUUGGUACAUUUACUCAUGUAUCACAGUUCCUCUAUAAUGUCCAUGAUAGAAAAGUUAUGAUUUGUAGCUCUACUGUGUAUUAUAAAUAAAUUCCUUUUGUACCUUGUCAUAGCUAAUGGUUAAUAUUGGUGGCUUGACGGUUAUA
This is a messenger RNA of Glycine soja, 2252 nucleotides long. Its product is annotated as bifunctional riboflavin biosynthesis protein RIBA 1, chloroplastic-like. Gene Ontology annotation, biological process: riboflavin biosynthetic process. The record is from RefSeq and is a predicted model, not a curated record. Gene Ontology annotation, molecular function: GTP cyclohydrolase II activity; 3,4-dihydroxy-2-butanone-4-phosphate synthase activity. Bases 167 to 1801 code for a protein of 544 amino acids. Lineage: Eukaryota; Viridiplantae; Streptophyta; Magnoliopsida; Fabales; Fabaceae. Gene Ontology annotation, cellular component: chloroplast. The transcript is spliced from 7 exons.